Molecule: messenger RNA, 1158 nt
Organism: Aureococcus anophagefferens
Lineage: Eukaryota; Pelagophyceae; Pelagomonadales; Pelagomonadaceae
Exons: 1
Coding region: 1-1158 (385 amino acids)
Biological process (GO): tyrosyl-tRNA aminoacylation
Cellular component (GO): cytosol
Molecular function (GO): ATP binding; RNA binding; tyrosine-tRNA ligase activity
Source: RefSeq, a predicted model, not a curated record
AUGAGCGGCGGGCCCGUGGCGGCGUACCUCGGGUUCGACGCGACGGCCGACAGCCUGCACGUCGGUUCCUUACUCCAGAUCAUGAUCCUCCGGCUCCUCCAGAAGCACGGCCACACGCCCGUGGUUUUGGUCGGCGGCGGCACGACGAAGGUCGGCGACCCGAGCGGCAAGGACGAGAGCCGGAAGUUGUUGGACGACGACGCCAUCGCGGGCAACAUCGCGGGCAUCAGCGCGAUCUUCGACAAGUUCCUCGACUUCGGCCCGGGCGGGGCGGUCCUCGUGAACAACGCGGACUGGCUCGACGAGCUCGCCUACGUCAAGUUCCUCCGGGAGUUCGGGUCCCACUUCUCCGUGAACCGCAUGCUGAGCUUCGAGUCCGUGAAGCAGCGCCUCGGCCGCGAGCAGCCGCUGAGCUUCCUCGAGUUCAACUACAUGAUCCUCCAGGCCUACGACUUCGUCGAGCUCGCGAGGCGCUACGACGUCAAGCUCCAGCUCGGCGGCAGCGACCAGUGGGGGAACAUCGUGUCGGGCGUCGAGCUCGCGCGGCGCGUCGACCGCAAGAGCCUCGUGGGGCUCACGGCGCCCCUCAUCGCGACGAGCGACGGCCGCAAGAUGGGCAAGACGGCCGAGGGCGCCGUCUGGCUGAGCCCGGGCAAGCUCGCGCCCUACGACUACUGGCAGUUCUGGCGGAACACGGUCGACGACGACGUCGUCCGGUUCACGCGCAUGUUCACGGACGCGCCGCUCGAGGAGGUAGACGCGCUCGAGCGGGAGCUCGCGGCGGCGCCGGACGCCGCGGCCGUCAACGCCGCGAAGCGCCGGCUCGCCGACGCCUGCACGACGCUGCUCCACGGCGCGGACGCGUUGCCCGACAUCCACGCGACGGUCGACCGGCUCUUCGCGGGCGGCGGCGGUUCGGCCGCGUCGCUCCCGCGCGUCGCCGUGGGCGACGCGGAGAUCACCGUCGUCGACGCCCUCGUCUCCGCGGGCUUCGCCAAGUCCAAGUCCGAGGCGAAGCGCCUCAUCAAGGGCGGCGGCGCGCGCCUCGACGGCGCCAAGGUCGACGACGUCGACGCGACCGUCGCGCUCGAGGCCGGCGUCGACGUCAAGCUGAGCUCGGGCAAGAAGAAGCACGCCAUCCUCGAGCUCGCCGGCUAG